CCAUCCCCGUUUCUGCGCCGCAGACGAUGAACGACUUUGAUUACCUGAAGCUGCUGGGGAAGGGCACCUUUGGGAAGGUGAUCCUGGUGAGGGAAAAAGCCACAGGGCGCUACUACGCCAUGAAGAUCCUGCGCAAGGAGGUCAUCAUCGCCAAGGACGAGGUCGCUCACACCGUCACUGAGAGCCGCGUGCUGCAGAACACCCGGCACCCCUUCCUGACGGCCCUGAAAUACGCCUUCCAGACCACCGACCGCCUCUGCUUCGUUAUGGAAUACGCCAACGGCGGCGAGCUCUUCUUCCACCUCUCCCGGGAGCGCGUCUUCACGGAGGAGCGCGCGCGGUUCUACGGCGCCGAGAUCGUUUCCGCGCUGGAAUACCUGCACUCCAGGGACGUCGUCUAUCGCGAUAUCAAGGUGCCACCAGCGCCCCCUGCCCGCCUCGUCCGCUCCGCGGCGCUUCUUUCUCUGCUUCCUUAUUCCCCUUGCUGUUGUCUCGCUGAUCCUCCAAGCUGACCGCCAUCUCUUCCCCACCCCCCAAAAAGAGGA
Meleagris gallopavo (turkey) is the source of this 545-nucleotide messenger RNA. NCBI's taxonomy places the organism in Eukaryota, Metazoa, Chordata, Aves, Galliformes, Phasianidae. The record is from RefSeq and is a predicted model, not a curated record.